This is a messenger RNA of Physcomitrium patens, 3362 nucleotides long. The record is from RefSeq and is a predicted model, not a curated record. NCBI's taxonomy places the organism in Eukaryota, Viridiplantae, Streptophyta, Bryopsida, Funariales, Funariaceae.
AGAGGAAAGUGGCGUGGUCCAACUGUAUCCUCACUCUCGUCAACACUCACUUAGGGUUUCGCCCAGCCUCUCCCUGCUGUUGCUGUUGCUGCUUCCCUACCUCUCUGUUCUCCUUCUCGCGUUAGUUAUUAUCCCCCCCCCCCCCCCCCCCGAUCUUAGAUUCCGCUUGUUGUUGUACUGUAACCAUGUCAACGCCGGACAUUGGUUCUCAUUCCUUGCCCCUCAGGCGUCUGCUCCCUUCAUGGCCCAGGUAGGCUGCCCUCACUGGAGAUACUGGAUGGCUUGCCACGGCGUCUGUCGUUCACAUCUUAAUUUGCAUCUGCUUCACGUCGAUCCUCUCGCGGUUCGCGACGUACCUCAUGUUUCUGUGAUUUUAUGCCGGGCCUUUGGAAGCGAGUUGAAAGGUCGCAGUGCCGGCGUGCGUACAAUUCCCCAGCAUCGGCCUCUCAGGCUGACUCCACCUUUACCGGGUCGGGUGUAUUAUCGAUACGCUGGAUAUCACCCACACCCUUCCCACGAUGCGCGAUAGGAUCUUUUCAAAUUUUUAGUCCCAGUCUCGGUUACCUUUUUCCCUGUAAAUUCCCCGAGCUUACCUUAGUUUAAUGUUCGGUAAACUUGUGCCACGCAGUGAUUUCUAAGUUGUUGGGCCAUCGUCUCUACAAUAUCAUAGUCAUUGUCAGUUGUUUCACUGGGCAUUGUAGGUUUAAUAGUUUUGGAUGUUGCACCCUGUUAUAUCCAAUCCAGGGAUCAUUUUCAAUUUUUGUUUUGUUGAAAGCUGUGUUUAUACGUCAUACUCUGUUUCUUUUCUUGUUGUCGUUACGCGGGCCAUUCUUCGUUUCUGUUCAAGACUCUGGGAAAUUGAAGGAACUUGGGUUUUCCAUCCACGGGUGCUUGGUAUCAUAGUUGAGCACGAUGGGGGUAGGUUAUGGGCCAGUAGUUGCACUAUAUACCGCUUUAAGUCUAAGCGGGAUCGCUUGGAAACUUAAUUCAGCUCUGCGGAGCACUUUCGACAAGGACUUGCAAGGCCUGGAUCCUAUUGAAGCAGAUCGCACUCUUCAAGCUUUACUUCAAUCAUCCGUCGUGGUGGCCUUACUUGCGAAUCUCAUGGUCAACUGUUUCCUUCUGAUUACACUUUCGAUGAAGACUAUCUUCUUUGGACAGUUAUCACUAGUGGAGACACAAAAGGUGGUAGAGCGACUCAUCAAUUAUGUAUUGUUCAAGGGGCUAUUCUUAACUUGGGUAGUAAGACCAGAAAUGAUGCAAAUUGCGGUUUGGCUCGCAUGGUUUUCAGUCUUGGGGUUCCUGAAGAUGUUCUUAGGUUUGGCGAGGGAUCGUCUGGAGCGUUUGAAUGCAUCUCCAUCUGCAACAGUUUUCUCUCAUCUAAGAAUUUAUGCAGUACUUUUGUUUGUUCUUCUCUUCGACUUACUCUGGAUGCAUCUGUGUUUAUUAUUGUUCAAAGAUAUAGGGACUAGCACCUUCUUGUUACUGUUGUUCGAGCCUCUCAGUAUAGCAUCUGAUACUCUCCAGGCAGUAAUAGUACACGGUAUGCAGCUAAUGGACACUUGGCAACGGCAAAGUCUUGAUGUAUCUGCGCACGAUGUGAAUUUGCAGCCUUCUGAGAGGUCUGCUGCAGGUGCAGCUUGGGAAUGGCGUGGAACUGUUGUACGAAAUUGCAGUUUUGUUAUGGAUAUUGUGAGCCUGUUGCUGGCACUGGGCCAUUGUGUUCACAUCUGGUGGCUACGCGGUCUUGCUUUUCAAGUGGUUGAUGCCAUCCUAUUCCUUAACUUGCGGGCAUUACUGAGCGCUAUCUCAAAGAGGAUAAAAGGUUUCAUGCGUCUCCGUACAGCCAUGACCACCCUGCAGGGAGCGCUUCCUGAUGCUACACAGGAGCAGCUUUUGGCGUAUGAAGAUGAUUGUGCAAUUUGCAAGGAACCUAUGGCUAGGGCAAAACGUCUCCCCUGUGCUCAUCUCUUUCAUCUUCCGUGCUUGAGAUCUUGGCUAGAUCAAGGACUAGCAGAAACGUAUUCUUGUCCAACCUGUCGUAGACCACUCUUUAUGGGUGGGUCACGAACUGCAACACAAAAUUUGCAGCGUCUAGUAGAUGCGGCCACUACAUCCCCUGGCACAAAUGAAACUCAGGCGCAGGUACCACAACGACAAGACUUGGCCCCAUUGGCAUCGCCACCUCUUGCUAAUUUGGUUCCUCCACUUACACCUCACUGGAAUGCCCCAGUGACCAGCACGUGGACGGGUACAGCGGAAGAGGUUGGCCCAGUUGGAGUAGUAGGAGGUAUCGACGAAGCGAAUAGGUCAACAGAUGCCCAGAAUACAGGGGGUGGUCUUGGUCGCUUGCACUUGAUGAUGAGACAGUUAUCCGGGUCGGGAUCAGGGCCAGGAUUAGGACAUAGUCAUGGCCAUGGCCUUGUUGAGGAAAGCAACUGGAAUUGGUGGCCAUUCGGGGGGGAAAGUAGCGUACAGUCUAGCAGGCGCAGUAGAGAUGAAGCUGUUGAUGCGUUGCUUUUGCGCAACAAUGUCUCAACUGGAUUGGGCACUGUAGCGGAUCCUAGAAUUUCUGCAAUGGUUGGCAUGGUGCGUGAGGUUCUUCCGCACGUCCCCGAUGAGCUUAUUGCACAGGACUUGCUGCGAACGAAUUCUGUAACAGCCACUGUCAAUAACUUCCUAUAGCUGAAAUUGAGGGCGUUUCUAUUGUAGUGCACCUACAAUUCCAGAAGUAGUUUUCCUUAGCGAUGCUGCCGUCAUGUUUUGGUGAGUGAACUGCAAAACCGUUUAAGUUUCGAAGCUCUGCUUUUUGGCAAAGAUGGAGCCUCUUUCAGUGACAGAUGAUAAGCCUUUGAGUUCUCUCUGUCUGAGGUGCCAUUCCGUCAAGUCGUCACACAAUGAAGGUGAUGUAAAGAGCAUUUACUCUUUUCUUGGCUGUAAGAUGGUUCCUUAAGAAGACGUCGUGGCCCCAAACACUUUUGUCAAUAGAUAAGUAGCGAUGGAUGCAGGUGAGGGUGUACUGUGCCAGCUAGAAUAUGGUUUCAUGGCAUCCCCAGCGGAACAUCUGCCCUGCCACUUGUAGUGUUACCUCUUCUCGUAGUGCAUAGAAUUUGCGCUUAUGUUAAUCUUAAGAAAUGGCAGAGGAUCACCUGGCUUGAAAUAUAUCAACGACUUCCGUAGUAGUAGUUGCAGCAUGAUCCAGAUAGUGGUGUAGAGCACAUGGAUGCAUAUAGUUGGUGAGGUUCUCCUAGGCUGACAUUCUAGAGAAAGUGCUUGGGUCGUGAGUCCCGUACUAUCGUCCUUGUACAUAUUGUUGACCACCUAAGUGACAAUUAGCAAGUUUUGCACCUUGCCUUCCCCAA